UCUCUCAUAUAGGAGGAUCCCGGUAGAGAGCCGGAGAUUGCACAUCCGAGGCGCACUACCUCACACACCUCAGCAUCAACAGGAACCUCCAAACAAAAAGCUCCAGAUCCAGAUCCAGAUCCAGAUCCAGAUCCAGAUCCAGAUCCAGCUUCAGAUCCAGCUCCAGAUCCAGACUGACACGCCGCUCAUCAUCUGUUUCACUCCGGAAAUCCUGCGGAUUUUUUUUUUUUCCCCCUUUUUCUACCUUCAUCUUUCUCUCAGCGGAUCAAUUAAGGCGCGCGCACAUUAGGCGGUGCUGCACGGGAAAUUUAAAGCGGCGGUGUGUUUUAGUGUGCUUUGUAGUGUGUGUGGGUGUGUGUGUGUGUGUGUGUGGGUGCUGCAGUGUUCUCCUGCAUCCUCGGACUUGGAUCGGAGCAACAGCCGCCGCCGGCGCGUCAGUGAGGUAGAACAACCCUAUAUCAAGCUGCAACCAUGGAUGAGAUGGACCUGCCCCAGAUGAAGAAGGAGGUGGAGAGCCUCAAAUACCAGCUGGCCUUCAAACGAGAGAAAUCCUCCAAAACGGUCACAGAUUUGGUCAAGUGGAUUGAGGACGGCGUCCCUGAGGAUCCCUUUCUAAACCCAGAGCUGAUGAAGAACAACCCAUGGGUGGAGAAAGGCAAAUGCAUCCUCCUCUAGGGAGAGGAAGCAUACAUCCUCCCAGGACCACGUGUGUCAACAGUAACCCUACAGAUGACCCCUGAAGCCAACGCGGACUGUGAGGGCAGUGGCCGGACAGCGCCCAAUGUGCCCUCACUAUGAAUGUACUACAGCUGUUACCCCCCCCCUCCACCUCACCCUAGACACACGCACACACAACCACAAGGGCACAGAAACACUCACUGACACUCGCACACAUCAUCACUCUAAACCUUGUCUGACUCUUUCUCUGCGAGUUUAUUCCUUGCCACGGCAAUCUAGCAUUACUAUGAUAUGAGAGCAACAAUCAUUACUUGUACUACACUGGUUUGUAUGAAUAUACUGUUUGAUUAUUUAUUUAUUCUGCUGCCAAUUGCAAUCUUGUUUUUUUUAAGUCCCACUUUAAUGCAUUAGUGAUGUGUAAUACAAUGUUGAAUCACAUUCUCACUGCCAGACUGACUGCAGGUGGAAGAAAUGCAAGACUUUCAUUGUCAUUAAAAACAUUGUGAUCUUUACUUUUAACUAAAACGAGAGAUUUUCCAAGUAAGACAUUAGCAAAAGAAAAAAAAACUUACUAAAACAGAGAAUUCACCAACAAUAAUGCUUGACAGUGAAUAAGUAACUCUUUCAAUAAAAACAUUUGCUUUUACUGUGUAAUUGGCAUAGAUUAACAUAAAAAUACCGAUGUUAAGAAUAGCAGAGAAAGAUAUUGUAAAUCUUAACAGCCUAGUUUAACGUUGUCUGUUAGCAAACAGUUCAAUUUAGGUUCAAUCCAUGCUAACAAAAUAGUCUGCAGAAUGGAGCAUGCAAGUGGACAUGUUGAAUGCCUCUUUUUAAAGUUUGGAAUAAAAAAAGUCUUUCUUGAUUAUUCUUGAUGAUGAACUGGCAGCCCACUUUGUGCAGAUUGCUUUCCAAGCAAGACCAACAAAUUAGCCAUUAACAUGGGUUUUUAUGAUCUGCUUCAGUUUGUUCUCCCUCUGCCACCAUUAAAUUCAAUUGCAAGCUAGAAAUUGAAACCAUGAGCUAUCUGCAUGCUAGCCCUGCAAUAGGUGUAAUGUUAGUCCUUUAAUGUAAUUGACACGUAUUAGUAUGACAUUGGUAAUUAAACUUUUUGCUAGAUUUGUAAAAAUUUGUUUGGUUAAUUGUUUUUGAGACACUCUUGUUAUCUUUCCAGACUAAUGGAUGUUAGCAUCGUUAUAUUUUGCUUUGUGGGAUCUUUCAGCCAACUUCAUGUUAUCAGAAAGGCACUACUUAAGUGAUUUCUUAGUGCUACAGACCUGGCAGUCAUCAUGCCUGGGGCUGUGUGGAGAAAAAAAAAAUCUGCUUCGAAAAAGUUUGAGUUUUCAGUAUAAAAGCUGACUUAAUAAUUUAUUAGCUGUCCAGUCCUUACAGAAUCCAACAGCCAAGCAUACUGAAAUACAACAAAAUUUAGCAAAAUUAGCUUAGCAUAAAUGUGAAAGUCAUUAAAAAUGGCUUCUUUACACAACGACAAUAAAAAACGAUGCACUUCUGGACAAGUAAAAUGUUUUUGAUUUUUUUUUUUUUUUUAAAGAUACCCCUCACGAAUUGUAAAAAGACGUUUUGUCAUAGCAUUAUAUUUAGACACCUCACACUAUAACAGUAGCCCCUUUGCUGCAGCACACAGAGUAAAUGGUCACCAAAUUAUUCAGCUGCCACACUGAAAACACAAAAGGAGUCAAAAUGAUUGGAUCCCCGGUAGCUGCUUGGACUAGGACAGAAGGUGAAUAAUCCACUACUUCGUACAGGCGCUACAAAACACUUACAAUUGGUUGGGCCCAUGAGUUGCCCAAAAUUGAUUAUAUAAACAUGAUAAAAACGUUUGUCUUAGGUGAAGUUAUCACAGAAACACAGCAAUCAAUGUAAACAUAGCUAGCAGCCUGCUGCUUGCUAAGUGUGCAGCGACAGGUCCAAGUAGCUAACGUCGUCCUGUGGUGUAAAAAUCUGACUUUUCCCCUGAGAAACUGUUCAACCAGAAAUCUCUUAAACGACCACUUUAGUAGUAACACUCUCCUACUGAAUGUGGCCACUACAGCUGAUUGAAGAAUACCUCAGUGAGUACACUUAGCAACGUUUGUGCAGACCAUGCUAGCACCCGAGCUGCUUCCAAAACUAGCUUCCUGUUAUGUAUGACUGCUGCCCUUUUCAGAUAAAAAAAAAAAAAAACAACAACUUAAUUUCAAGGACAAUCAUCAUAUUGAAAUUUAGCAUGAAUGUCAUGACGUUGAUGUUUCUCCAAGCCCAGUCAUAGCAAAGGUAAACUCUGGGUCUCUUGGGCAGGUUUAGGUUUCCGCUCCCUCUCAUCCUGAACCACGGCCCCUGCAGACCACGCACAACCGUGGAGACCAAUGCAAGAAACCUUUCACAUGCAUCCCUCCUCACAUGUAUAGACGGACCCCUUUAACUUAUUAACUUAUUUAUUUAUUUAUUGAAGAGAACUUCCUUUAAGCUUAUGCUAUUUUAUAUAGUCGCAACCUUUCCUCCUUAUGUCCUCCUCAAAAAACAAACAACAAAAAAAAACGAAUAAAAAAAUAAAAGAAAAUCACAACAACAAAAAAAGCUCCACCUUGCCAGAUCGCCAUCUACUACUGCCUUGUACACAGUUUCCUUAAAACGAGAAUGUAAAUAUGUGGCAUGAGGUUCCGACAUCACUGCUGACCUCAGAGGUGGCCUGUGAGUGCAUGUGACUGCAAUCUUGUGUAUAUGUGUGCAUACUUUCAGAAACAAAUCUGGACAAGAAGCUCCCAUGUGGGCUGCAGCUGCAUCACACACGGGGCGCUGGCCAGAUCAGCAACAACACACACUCACACACACACACACACACAUAAAUGCACGCUACUCAGUGAGAAUGUGUACCAAGGGAAGCUUGGCAAGGACAGCGGAGUCUGGACGCGACUUGGGACAGCAGAGCUUCACAUCUUCUAUGUACUGUAUUAAAUCAGAUUCAGUUUGUGUUUCGGCGGCUGCUCCCGGGAGUUGUACUCUACUCCCAAGUGAGUUUGAGUUAUAUUUUCACUUUUUUUUUCUGCUGUCAAGAGUUGCUAAGCAAGUUUCGUCCACACACAGGCUGCGAAAGCAUGUUUUACAGUCCAAAAAUGCGCUAGACGUAACAACAAAUCUUAAAAAUACCAGUUGAGUUCAAAGUGACAGCCCUGCACAAUGCGAGCAAUGUCAAAACAUAAAGAAUCACAAAAUGCUUUAUUUGUUAUUCCACAAAAAGUAGCAGAAAAGGAAUGUUUAGGUACUGCAAGGAAUUUCCUUUUCUGUAAAAUGAUCCCUAUGGGCCAACAUCAUAGCAUGAGAAACAUUUUCAUACCGUGACAACACUCACUGCGUUUCCAUGAAUGUUUUUUUUCUUUUUAAUUCUCAUUUUAAAAUAUCUUAUAUGACUGAAACAGCAAAAUUCGAAAUAACUUACUCAAUUUCGCAAAAAAUGUUUUUGCACUCGCGCAAGGCGGUUUUUAUCUUUUGUUUUUUUUUUAAAGAGACAAAAAAACAUUUGCCGAUGCGUUCUGAUGUAGCGAACUUUUACCUCACUUGACCAAUCAUUUGUUUUUGCUGUUGCCGUUUGCAGUUCUUUCUCCAGGCAUCAUGUAACAUCGCAGAAUCUGGGAGACAUGACAGAACGUUUCCAACUUGGCCGAUAGCAACACAUUCCCGGAAACCUCCUUCUGUUUUUCUGGGACAUGUGGUCCAUGCUCGUUUUCAACCUCUGCCAUGUGUAGCAUCGAUAUCCGACAAAGUCACGUUUUGCGUAGCCUGGUUGAUGUGCUCCAAACCAGUAGUAAGAAAAACGCCUAUUUCACAUUGUCUUUUUUGCGACAUUUUCAAAUGUUUGCUCCAAAUUAACAAUAAUUGAAUGGAAACGUAGCUACUGUCUACGCGUCAUAGACAUAAAUAGACUUUUGCGAUUGCUUACAAACGUCAUUUUUUUUCAACAGUGACAUUUGCUCCUUCGUCCUUAAAUAAACGCUGCCUCUUUGACGCCAUGUUUUUCCUCACACAAUUAACGACCUCAGUAGUUGAACGCUACACGGACCGCUCUCUUAUUGCACCGAGCCAGUGUACAACACCUGCUAGUAAACAACUGGUAAUGUGGAAUAGUUUGUGACUCAGUUGUCCAGUGAAAGCAGCCGUUGGACUAGUGAUUGGAGUAGAAGUGCUAUUACUUUGAACACAACCGAAUCCGCAAACCUCAAUCUCAACAAAGAUCUUGAACAAUGUUCCUACUAUGGAGGAGCCUCCAUUCACUUUCGAUUUGCUUCUGGGCUUCAGGGUUGUAGCCUUUGUACCGUCCACCUGAGUCCCUCCGACUAUUGUCUUCAAUUCUGCAAUUUAAAAUAGGUCUGAAACGUGCUUCGUCCAAAUGGAAAAGCUCCAAAUUGUCUGGACUAAACCUACAAAAGACGUACAUGAGAGGACUCCUGUCUCUGCCUGUCCCUUGUCUGUUUCACGUCCUGCUUCUGUAGCUUUACUUGUUUGGUUUGUUUUUUCCAUGAUCUGAACUUGGAUGUGGAUGUCUAAUACUAAAACAUAACGACUGUAUAAGACCUUGUCUUGAUAUUUAGCAACAUAUUCUAUGUGGGAGUGCUUUGGAAAAAUUAUGCAUCAGAUCAAAAAGUCCUAGUAUAAGAAUGACAAUGAGCAAUAAAUUGUAGACCGUUUUUUUAUUGAAUGUUUUACAAAAACAUUUACCUUACUUAAUAAAGUAGAAGAUUUUUAGACAA
This is a messenger RNA of Poeciliopsis prolifica (blackstripe livebearer), 5420 nucleotides long. RefSeq names its product guanine nucleotide binding protein (G protein), gamma 13b (gene gng13b). Gene Ontology annotation, cellular component: heterotrimeric G-protein complex. The record is from RefSeq and is a predicted model, not a curated record. Bases 472 to 675 code for a protein of 67 amino acids. The transcript is spliced from 3 exons. Gene Ontology annotation, biological process: phospholipase C-activating G protein-coupled receptor signaling pathway; sensory perception of taste. Gene Ontology annotation, molecular function: G-protein beta-subunit binding. Lineage: Eukaryota; Metazoa; Chordata; Actinopteri; Cyprinodontiformes; Poeciliidae.